Schistosoma turkestanicum is the source of this 2048-nucleotide messenger RNA. Lineage: Eukaryota; Metazoa; Platyhelminthes; Trematoda; Strigeidida; Schistosomatidae. The record is from the annotation of a GenBank genome assembly.
GACUGAGUUUGAUGUCAUCACUGCUGGUGCAGGUCCACCAAAUAAUAGUAAACCAAAACCAACUGUAACAGUGAAAUCUCCGAAUGGUAUGCGUGUACCAUGUACUUUAGCUGAAAGUGUUGAUGGUUAUACACCUUCGUUUACACCGACUGUUGUUGGACCACAUACUGUUGCUGUAGAAGUUGGAGGUGUACCAGUUAAAGGUAGUCCAUUUCGUACAAAUGCUAUUCCACCGGCUACAUUACAAGAACCUAUUUAUCCAAAAGAUUUUGCACGUCAACAAGCUAGUUCAGCACCAAUGUCUGGACCUGAAGCAGCCGGUUUAGUUCGUGCAUAUGGUGAUGGACUUUAUCGUGCAACAGCCGGGAAACAAGCGAAAUUUACCAUUGACAGUCAAGAUGCUCCACCUGCUCCACUAAGUGUUACAAUUGAAGGACCUGCUGAAGCUAAAAUCAAUUACAAUGAUAACGGAGAUGGAACAUGUGGUGUAGAUUAUUUACCAACUGAACCUGGACCAUAUGUUGUCAAUGUUUUAUAUAAAGAUACACAUAUUAAAGGAAGUCCAUUCCCUGUUAGAGUAGCUCCACUUGGUAGAGAACAUAUUGAUAUAUCUCGAGUUCAUGCCUACGGUCCUGGAUUACAACCUACUGGUGUUUUCAAAGAAUCAUUUGCUAAAUUCACAGUUGAUGCUAAAACAGUUGAUCCACAAGGUAGAGGUAUAGUCAAAGCGAUUGUUGUUAGUCCGAAUAAACAAAGAACAGCAUGUUUAAUACAAAACAAUGGUGAUGGAACUUAUAAAUGUAGUUAUUCACCAAUAGAUGAUGGCUUACAUCACGUUGAAGUUACUUAUGAUGGAGCUCCGGUACCUGGUAGUCCAUUCCCAGUUAAUGUUGCUCCUGGAUGUGAUCCAACAAGAGUGAGAGCUUACGGUCCAGGUUUAGAAGGUGGACUUACUCAUGAAAUGCAAAGAUUCACAGUUGACUUAGAUGGUGCAGGUCAAGGUGCUCUUGGAUUAGCUUUAGAAGGUCCUGCUGACGCUCAAAUACAAUGUCAAGAUAAUAAGGAUGGAACAUGUACAGUGGACUACUUACCAACACGGGCAGGAACAUAUGACAUUUUUGUUAAAUUUAAUGACAGGAAUAUUCCAGGUAGUCCAUUUCAAGUUCCAAUACGAGAUGUGGUUGAUCCAACUCGUGUACGUUGUUACGGUCCAGGUUUAGAACCUAGAGGUGCUCGAGCACAACAACCAGCUCAAUUUACUGUUGAUGCUUCACAAGCUGGAGAUGCGCCUAUUCAAGUUGCAACAGUGGAUCGUGUUGGACGUACAACACCAGCCCAUGUUGUUGCACGACCAAAUCAACCAGGCGUGUAUGAUGUCACAUACAUUCCAGACACAGAUGGUCCAUGUCAAAUUGAAGUGAAACAAGCUGGUAAUCAUGUAGCACGAUCACCAUUUAUGCAACAUGUUCUACCAGCUUUUGAACCACAACGUGUUCGUGUCACAGGUGAAGGAGUUCAUCCAACUCGUCCAUUAGGACUACCAGCUACACAACCAACAUCUUUUCAAGUUGAUACAAGAGAUGCAGGUCUUGGAGAUUUAGAAUUAUCAGUAAUGAAUGAUAUCGAACCAGUCACAGCAGGUUUGACUAUUCACAAAACCACCGACAAACAUCAUCCGCCAUUAUCGUAGAAUUUUAAUUUUAGAAAAAAAUAGCAGCAACCACAACAACAACAGAUAAUGUUACCUAUAUAUAUAUAUAUAUUCCAUAUAUUUCGCUGACAUCAUUUACCUUCCUAUAAAUUAUUAGUUGGUUAAAAUUAUUUCCCAAAUUAUCCAAGUAUACUUGUUUUUCUCCGCAAAUAAUUUAGGGAUAUUCGAUAUUGAUGAUGAUGAUGAUUAAUUUAGAAAUCACUGAUAGUUUAAUUGAUUUGCAAUGUCACUGACACUGACACUAAACGCUACCAGUUUAUUCAUAUUACAUCCAAGUAUAUUUGGUACAUUUCUUUUACUUACUUCUUUCUUUCUUGUAUGUGAGUGGUGUAUGUUA